Oxyura jamaicensis (ruddy duck) is the source of this 868-nucleotide messenger RNA. It is a transcript of the gene LYPLA2, whose product is annotated as lysophospholipase 2. Gene Ontology annotation, biological process: protein depalmitoylation. The coding region runs from base 38 to 736 and encodes 232 amino acids. Lineage: Eukaryota; Metazoa; Chordata; Aves; Anseriformes; Anatidae. Gene Ontology annotation, molecular function: carboxylic ester hydrolase activity; palmitoyl-(protein) hydrolase activity. The record is from RefSeq and is a predicted model, not a curated record. The transcript has 9 exons. Gene Ontology annotation, cellular component: cytoplasm.
GUCCCGCAGGUGUCAGUGUUGGAGUCUGUCUUGGUGUAUGUGCGGUAACAACAUGUCUGUCCCCCUCCUCGCUGAUGCUGUGACUGUCUCAGGGGCAGAGCGGGAGACUGCUGCGGUAAUUUUCUUACACGGCCUGGGAGACACAGGGCACAGCUGGGCUGAUGCUCUCUCCUCCAUCCGCCUCCCCUACGUGAAAUACAUCUGCCCUCACGCGCCCCGGAUCCCCGUAACCCUCAACAUGAAGAUGGUCAUGCCAUCCUGGUUUGACCUGAUGGGCUUGACUCCGGACGCACCUGAGGAUGAAGCUGGGAUCAAGAAAGCUGCAGAAAACAUUAAGGCAAUUAUCGAGCAUGAGAUGAAGAACGGGAUCCCCCCCAACCGGAUCAUCCUGGGGGGCUUCUCGCAGGGCGGCGCCCUGUCGCUGUACACAGCGCUCACCUGCCAGCACCAGCUGGCCGGCAUCGUGGCGCUCAGCUGCUGGCUCCCGCUGCACAAAGCCUUCCCACAGGCGGCGAGUAACGGCAUGAACAAGGACAUCGCCAUUCUGCAGUGCCACGGGGAGAUGGACCCCAUGAUCCCUGUGCGCUUCGGGGCCCUCACUGCCGAGAAGCUGAAAUCCGUCGUCACCCCCGCCAAGGUCCAGUUCAAAACCUACCCCGGCGUGAUGCACAGCUCCUGCCCUCAGGAGAUGCUGGCGGUGAAGGAGUUCAUCGAGAAGCUGCUGCCCCGGAUCUAAGCAGAGCUGCUCGAGACUGUCGCAGGGAAGGACACCGAGGUCGCCGCCGCUGCUCUUUCCCCCGUGACCCGUCCGCUGCACACGGAAGCCAUGGCACCCCUCUCGCCGCCUGCCACAGCCUGACCCCCGCCU